Messenger RNA from Photinus pyralis (common eastern firefly), 966 nucleotides. Its product is annotated as protein ALP1-like. Bases 25 to 966 code for a protein of 313 amino acids. NCBI's taxonomy places the organism in Eukaryota, Metazoa, Arthropoda, Insecta, Coleoptera, Lampyridae. The record is from RefSeq and is a predicted model, not a curated record. The transcript is spliced from 2 exons.
AGUUUCCUAUCCCAAGGUACGUCCAUGCAAGAUAUUGCAUGGAAUUAUUAUGUUGGUAAGACCACCGUUCACUGCAUAAUAAAAGAAACUUGCCAAGUCCUUUGGGAACGACUUCAACCUAUUUAUUUAUCGACUCCAUCAAAAAACGAUUUUGAGAGAACUGCUGCCGGUUUUUCCAGGUUGUGGAAUAUGCCCAACUGCAUUGGUGCUGUGAAUGGGAAGCACGUAGUUAUUCAAAGUCCCAAACAUUCUGGAUCACAGUUUUUUAGUUACAAAAAAACCUUCAGUAUUGUCCUGAUGGCAAGUUGCGAUGCUCAGUAUAAGUUUAAUAUGGUGGACAUAGGGGCUGCCGGAUCUAACCAUGAUGGCAUGGUAUUUAGAGAAUCUGGAUUUGGUAGUGCGCUACUUGAACAACGUCUUCAACUACCAAAUCCAAAGGUGCUACCAGGAAGCAGCAUUCUGCUACCCCACUUUUUGGUGGCAGAUCAGGCGUUCCCACUGCACCAGAACAUAAUGAGGCCUUAUCCCGGAGAACAUUUGGUAGAAAAAAAAAGGAUUUUCAAUUAUAGAUUAUCAAGGGCACGACGGUGCAUAGAAAAUGCAUUCGGGAUUGUGGCACAACGGUGGAGAGUGUUGAGAAAAACUAUUAUCGCAGACCUCAGCACUUGUGAAGAAAUUGUGAAAGCAACUGUGGUUCUACACAAUUUUAUACUUACAGAAGAAAAUGGCAAAAAAGUAUAUCUACCAAAUGGUUAUGCCGAUUACAUAGAUGGCGAAGGGACUCUCCACGAAGGUCGUUGGAGAGGUACUGGACAACACUUAACAGGCAUUGGAAGGAUUGGCACCAACAACUUUUCUCACAGAGUUGGUGCAAAUAGAGAUUUGCUAGCGGAUUAUUUUGUGUCCGAUGCUGGAAGUGUACCAUGGCAAAUCCAACAAAUAUAUGCAGGCAGCUUACCGCAUUGA